Molecule: messenger RNA, 1955 nt
Organism: Quercus robur (English oak)
Lineage: Eukaryota; Viridiplantae; Streptophyta; Magnoliopsida; Fagales; Fagaceae
Product: protein FEZ-like
Exons: 3
Coding region: 512-1699 (395 amino acids)
Biological process (GO): regulation of DNA-templated transcription
Molecular function (GO): DNA binding
Source: RefSeq, a predicted model, not a curated record
UUCAAGUUAAGGCCAAGUGAGAACUUAAAUUAAUUAGUCCUAUUCUCUUGACUUGUGUUCCUUGGUAGCUGUUUCUUAAAAGAGCUUAUCUUCGGCCUCUUCUCACUAAGUCAUCACCAAGUCAUCGCGAUUUUCGUGAAAACACACAAUCCAAUUUCCAUUGGAGUCACCCUGAAAGGGCGGCUGAAGCUUCGGAAGCAGACCCCUUCUUAGGAUGCAUAAAUGGCUUUGAACUAAGUGAACUGUACUGUGAACCAGUGCUCCUUUGAGUUCAUGGUAUUAGUUUUGCUUAAUAGCUUGAGCAGUUAAUACUGUUGAAUUAGUUGUUCUUAAAGACUUGACACUUGAGGGGGUCUGCUUUAGUUUUCCAAAUUUUCUUUGCUUAGUACAAAGCCUACUUUGGUUAGCAUUUUGGUGGUGGCUAUAAGAAAAUAUUUAUUUUUUAAGUUCUUUGCAAUUCUAGUGCAUAUUUCACCUCUUCAACUCCGUCAAUAUUUAUAAAGGAGAGGAAAUGGAUGAGAAGAACGAUGUUGAUAAGGUUGAUGAUGUGAUAUUGCCUGGUUUUCGGUUUCAUCCAACAGAUGAGGAGCUUGUUGGGUUUUACCUCAAGAGAAAGGUUCAGCAGCGAGCUCUCCCUAUUGAGCUAAUCAAGCAAGUUGAUAUUUACAAGUAUGAUCCAUGGGAUCUUCCAAAGCUGGCAGCUAGUGGGGAGAAAGAGUGGUAUUUCUACUGCCCAAGGGACAGGAAAUACAGGAACAGUGCACGGCCAAACCGAGUGACUGGAGCUGGGUUCUGGAAGGCCACUGGGACUGACCGGCCGAUAUACUCCUCUGAUAGCACCAAAUGCAUUGGUUUGAAGAAGUCCCUUGUCUUCUACAGGGGUAGAGCUGCCAAAGGGAUAAAAACUGAUUGGAUGAUGCACGAAUUUCGGUUACCUUCUCUCACAGAAUCAGCACCACCAAAGAAGCUCUUAGAUAAAAACAUUCCUGCAAAUGAUUCCUGGGCAAUUUGCAGGAUAUUUAAGAAAACAAACUCUAUGGCACAAAGAGCUUUUUCUCACUCUUGGGUCUCUCCACUACCAGAAACUUUGGUAUCUGAUAUGUUCACUCAAGGUACAAACUGCACUCAGUUCAGUUCAGAGAACAUCUCUUGCGCAACUGAAAUUGGGUCUGCCAUCCAGUUUUGCAGUACUAAUGACUUACAACAAGCCCCUACUAGCAGCUUCUCUGCUUUUGAUAUUCCUUCUUAUAAGCCCAUUAAUCCUACAGUCUAUAAGCCUUCCCUAUUUCCUGCUUCUAAUGGAGACCUUCAAAAUGGCUUCAUGUUCUCUCCACUUGUGACAGGACCCAUGAAGUGUGCAGUUGAUACCACUUCCAUGCUUUUGAACCCUGCCUUAAUUGGUGAUGUGAGUAAUGCCUCUAGGACUACAGACUUCGAAGGGCCACCACAGCAGUUUAGUGGCUUCUCAAUCAGUUUGCCACAGGAGAUGCAAGAAAACUUGGGCACAGGAGAGGAUGUGUCAGGCCUCAGGAAGAACCAAGGUGCAGCCCUCAAUAACCAGUGGGAAACCAUCCAAUCAAUUGGAUUUCCCUUCAAUUUGCCUUCAAAUGAUGCUUGGAGGCCUAAUCUUCCAUGGGAUUCACCUCCUUGUCCAAGUGAGAUGUCUACUAAUUACUCCACAAAUAAAUGCUAUACUUGAAAUGAAAAAUUGGGGAAGUAAGCCAUAUUCCAGCUCUGGGGGAUUAUGUUGGGCCAAAAACACGACAAAGUUUAGCUUCAAACCAGUUUAGAGUUAUUUCCUCCAACUCACUAUGUGGCAGUUUGUAAGACUAUCCAUGUGUGUUAAGUAAACCGGUUUGGAGUUAAACUUUGUCCAAAAAAAAUUAUUUUGUUUACUAUGUCAUUGUAUAGCUCCAUAUAUUCCAUUUAUACAAGUUAAGUCAGUUGUUUCCUUU